Molecule: messenger RNA, 3450 nt
Organism: Sebastes umbrosus (honeycomb rockfish)
Lineage: Eukaryota; Metazoa; Chordata; Actinopteri; Perciformes; Sebastidae
Gene: rbm25b
Product: RNA binding motif protein 25b
Exons: 17
Coding region: 176-2626 (816 amino acids)
Biological process (GO): mRNA processing; regulation of alternative mRNA splicing, via spliceosome
Cellular component (GO): spliceosomal complex
Molecular function (GO): mRNA binding
Source: RefSeq, a predicted model, not a curated record
UGGUGCGUACUGCGCAUGCGCAGAUGUUCUCUGAAGGCCUGUGACCUCACUAGCCAGCGUGCUAAUCCAACAAUCAGGACGUUACAAAGAUAUUCUCUCACUCAUCUCCUUCAGAAAGCUGUUUUUAAUCUCUUUCUACGCCACCUAAUCCUGGGUUGGUCCGUUCACUCCCAGAAUGUCCUUCCCCCCUCAUUUAAACCGGCCGCUGUUGCCCCCUCCUGGGAUGCCCCCUCAGUUUGCUGGCUUUACAGGAGGUCCGAUGAUCCCGGUUCACAUCAUGACCCCCACUUCAGUAAUGAUGCCCUCUGUGCAAGUGAUCAGUAAGCCUCCGAUGCAUAAAAAGGAAAUAAUGCGUGUCAGAGAAAACAAUGAGAGCAGCGGCCCCACCACCACGGUGUUUGUGGGGAACAUAUCGGAGAAAGCUUCAGACAUGCUGAUCAGACAGCUGCUUGCGAAAUGUGGAAUUGUUCUGAGCUGGAAGAGAGUCCAAGGAGCCUCUGGCAAGCUUCAAGCCUUUGGGUUUUGUGAGUACAAGGAGCCAGAGUCCACAUUGCGAUCACUGCGGCUGCUUCAUGACCUGCAGAUUGGAGACAAAAAUCUAUUGGUGAAGGUGGAUGCCAAAACUAAAGCUCAGCUGGACGAGUGGAAGGCCAAGAGAAAGACUACGAAUGGGAAUAAAAAGGCUGAAGAUGGAGUAGAUGAUGAUGAAGAUGUUCUAGACGAGGAGACAAAGAAGAAGGAUCAGAUUGUCAAAGGCGCUAUCGACGGAUUGAUGCGGGAAUAUGCUGCCGAACUCAACGCGCCUUCACAGGAUGAGGACUCCCAGCGACGAAAGAGGAAAAAGGAGAAAAAAGAAGAGGACGACAUAAACACUAUUGAUAUGGAGGAGGACAAAAGAGACCUGAUUUCCAGAGAAAUUAGUAAAUUUCGAGACACUCACAAGAAACUAGAAGAAGAGAAGGACAAGAGGGAGAAGGAGCGGCUGGAGUUUGAGCGGGAACGGAGGGAUCGGGAAAAAGAGCGAGAGCGGGAAAGGGAGCGACGGGACCGCGAGAGGGAGAAGGAACGAGAGAAGGAACAACGCGAGAGGGAAAGAGAUCGAGAACGGGAGAGAGACCGAGACAAAGACCGCAGGACCAGAGAACGAGAGCGAGACCGAGACUGGGAGAGGGACAGAAGCCGGGACAGGACCCCCGAACGCAGCCGAUCCAGGGAGCCGAGUCGAGACCGAGACAGAGAAAAGAAACGAGACCAAGAGGAUGAAGAGGAGUCGUAUGAACGCAGGAAGCUGGAGAGGAAACUCAGAGACAAGGAGGCAGCCUAUCAGGAGCGACUAAAAAACUGGGAGCUCAGGGAGAGGAAGAAGGCACGGGAUUACGCCAAGGAGGCCGAGAGGGAAGAUGAGCGCAGACGAGAAAUGAUGAAAGAGGGCAAACGGUUGAAAGAGUUUCUCGAAGACUACGAUGAUGACAGAGACGACCCCAAGUACUACAGGGGCAGUGCGCUGCAGAAGCGUCUCAGAGACCGAGAGAAGGAGAUGGAGGCGGACGAGCGUGACAGGAAGAGAGAGAAGGAGGAGCUGGAGGAGAUCAGACAGAGGCUGCUAGACGAGGGACAUCCAGACCCAGACGCAGAGCUACGCAGGAUGGAGGAGGAAGAGGAGGAGCGUCUGAGACAACCUCCCAUCAUCCCAGAGCCGGAGCCCGAGCCGGAGCCGGAGCCCGAGGAGGAACAACGGGAACGCCACAGGGGUUCACGAGAACGCCGGGACCGCCGACAGGAACCGGAGAGAGCAGCAGCAGCAGAACCCCGUGCGAGGCCCCCAGCCCACUCGGACGACGAGGUGGAGGAGGGCGAGGAACAGGAGUACGACGAUGACGAAGACAACCCUGACGUAAAGCCGUGCUUGAAGCCCACGAUGCGGCCCAUCACGGCGGCGCCCUCGGUGUCGUCGGGCAGCGGCGGCGCGUCCCCCAACACACCCGGGGACGAGUCGCCGUGCGGCAUCAUCAUCCCCCACGAGAACUCGCCGCCUGAGGCGCUGCCGCAGGAGGAGCACCGGCUAAAGUUCGGCCUCAAUCUCAAACUGGGUGCCUCAGGAAGCCCCAGUCAGCCCAACGUAGGGAAGAGGAAGAAGCUGCCCGUGGACAGCGUCUUCGACAAGUUUGACGACGAAGAAACUGACGAACAGCCUCGCAAGAGGAAGCUGGUACCUCUGGAUUACGACGACGACAAGAGCCUCGGCGUGGACGGGGCCGGGCUCUCCAGCAUCAAGGGGGCCAACACUGAGGAGAAACGGAAACACAUCAAGAGUCUGAUAGAAAAGAUUCCCACAGCCAAGCCUGAGCUGUUCUCCUACGAGCUGGACUGGACUAUGGUGGACACGACGUUAAUGGAGCGACGCGUUCGGCCCUGGAUCAAUAAAAAGAUUAUCGAGUACAUCGGAGAGGAAGAGGCGACGUUAGUGGACUUUGUCUGCUCCAAGGUGAUGGCUCACAGUAUGCCACAGAGUAUCCUGGAUGAUGUUGCUAUGGUUCUUGACGAAGAAGCCGAAGUCUUCAUAGUGAAAAUGUGGAGGUUACUCAUUUAUGAAACCGAAGCUAAGAAGAUUGGACUGGUGAAAUAAGCAAAAGUCACUGAAUGAAGAUCAACUUUUUUCCUUUUCAUACAUGGUGUAUAAUAAUAGUGUAGCGCAAUUAUGUCACCCCCCAAACGAAGCGACGUGUCCGUAAACCAGUACAGACUGGAAGUGCAGAUUCUGCUCAUUCUCACCAGUUGUUCAGGUCAAUGUUUUUUCCCCUCUCUGUUUGCAGGUGCUGACUGUGUCGGUGUGCUUUCGUGUAUAUAAAGUAUGUCAUUAAUUGACUAUGAUGAAAUAAUUCUGAGAGGAAACUGCUGAUAGGCACCCAGGACCAUUGUUGCCAGAUAAGAAGGUCCUAUAAUAUUUUUUGUACACAUGCCAACACACUUUGUGGGAAGAGUCGUCUGCAGGGUUAUUACGAGCAAUCAAAGUCUCUAAGGUGUGAAGUCUGGCUUGCAGUUGAAUGUGGGUUGGUUAAGUAGACUUUAGAAUAUGCAUAACUACAACAAGGAUGUGAAUUUUUUUUUUUUUACAGGGUUAUUUAUUCAGGGUUUUGGACACAAUUUCUAUCUCGUUAAUAGAUUUUUUUCCGUAUCACAUUCCUGAUAAAUGUGUUGGCAUGUUCUCGUCUUCAGACCAUCUCAAAAAGCACCUAGUUGUCAUUUUGAAAUGCGUUUAAUGACAAAACUCACAGAAUAUAUCUUGGAUGGUGACAUCCCAGCAGCUGUAAAAGCACACACACACGUCAUAACCACUAUCAGAAAAAUGAGCUAAGAACGGGUGAAAAAAAAAUUAUUUGAAGUUGUGAAGAUGCUCUCCAUUUGUUUUUUUGUAUUGGUGAACAUUUGAAUAAAAUUGAUUUUUUAUAA